Molecule: messenger RNA, 1419 nt
Organism: Aplosporella prunicola CBS 121167
Lineage: Eukaryota; Fungi; Ascomycota; Dothideomycetes; Botryosphaeriales; Aplosporellaceae
Exons: 3
Coding region: 1-1419 (472 amino acids)
Biological process (GO): nucleotide-excision repair
Cellular component (GO): transcription factor TFIIH holo complex; transcription factor TFIIH core complex
Molecular function (GO): double-stranded DNA binding; ATPase activator activity
Source: RefSeq, a predicted model, not a curated record
AUGCCGAGCCCGUCGAACCUGGCCCUCGAAUACCUCGAGGGCAUGUCCGGAACCACGCAUAAGAAGCUGUACCAGCAGCCAUCGACGGCGCUGGCCGUUUUCCGCCGCAUGCUGCCGCAUCUGGCGAAAACGAUCGUCAUGGCAAUGCUCUACAUGACAGGGCCAUUCUCUGCGGCCGAGCUGGACGCGUGGAUCCGCCCCGACGCCAAAGGCGAGAAAGACAAGGCGCUCUCGGUACUCGAAAGCCUGCACAUCGUAUCGCAGAUACAAGAGCCGCCGGGGCAGCGCGCGUACCGGCUGUCGAGCGGGUUCCAGAACUCCCUGCGGCAGGCUCUGACGGGCGGAGGCAACCAUCGGUCGUUUGGUGUGCCGUGCGGCGACGGCGACGGGCACGGCAACAAAAAGGUCAGCGUGGCGUCGCUGGACCACUUUGCGCGCGGCCAGUGGGAGGCCAUUCUAUACUACAUGGUGGGCAGCACGGGGGCAACGGCAGGCGUAGGCGGAGGCGGCAACGCUAUCAGCCCGGGCACAAAGACACUGCUGGAGGUGGGGAACUUUGUCGAGGCGCGGGGGAGCCGCGCCGCCAUCACGAAGCAGGGCUUCACGUUCCUGCUGCAGGAGGUGAAUGCGCAGGUGUGGAGUCUGCUGAUUGUGUACCUGAGCCAUGCAUCCCAGCUGAAAAUGGACGAGGUCGACGUGCUGUCGUUCUUGUUCAUGCUGGGCAGUUUGGAGCUGGGCCAGGCGUACAGCACGGCGAACCUCUCGCCGACGCAGCUGCAGAUGCUCGAGGACCUCAACGACUUCGGCAUCGUCUACCGCACCUCGCCCUCGUCGCCGCGCUUCUACCCCACCCGCCUCGCCACGACGCUGACGUCUGACGCCGCGGCCCUGCAAAACACGAGCGCGUUCUCGUCGGCGCUGGACGCGUCGUCCGCCCCCGGCGCCACCAAGGGCUACAUCAUCAUCGAGACGAACUACCGGCUGUACGCGUACACGAGCAGCGAGCUGCAAAUCGCCGUGCUCAACCUCUUCACGCGACUAACGACGCGAUUCCCGAACCUAGUAGCAGGAAAACUGACAAAGGAGUCUGUGCAGCGCGCCAUUGCGCUGGGCAUCACGUCGGACCAGAUCAUCGCGUACCUGGACACGUACGCGCACCCGCAGAUGCAGAAGCACGUGCCGGCGCUGCCGCCGACGGUCGUGGACCAGAUCCGCCUGUGGCAGAUUGAGGGCGAGCGCAUGCUGGCCACCGACGGCUUCCUCAUGAAGGACUUUAAGGACUGGGAGGAGUACAAGGAUAUCCGUGACUAUGCGCGCGCUAUUGGCGUCAGGGUCUGGGAUAGCGAUGUCAAGCGCUUGCUAUUUAUUACCCGCCAUGAGCAGAUUAGCCAGUUUAUCCGCAAUCGGGCCAAGCGGUAG